AUGGCUAGCACAGUAGCACCCUUGAACAAGGACUCGUCCAUCCUCAUCAUCGGAGCUACAGCCUACCAUUUAGCUAAGCGUGGCUAUACCAACAUCACUUGCAUCGACCGCCACCCAUGGCCCAGUCUAGACUCUGCUGGUCAUGACUUGAACAAGGUGAUGCGUACUGAGUACGACGAACCACUUUACACACGACUCGCUUUAGAAGCACUCGACGCUUGGAGAGAUCCAGAAUGGCACGAUGUGUUUUUUGAGACGGGACGUAUCACCACUACGACAGGCGACAAGAAAGCCGAAUCUUUUCUUGAAAAGUCAUAUGAGAAUCUCAAAAUGGCAGGGAAGGUUAGCAACUUAGAGCUUAUUAGUGGCAGGGACGAGAUUGUUAAACGCGUUCCCCAACUGAAGGAUGCAGCCGGGAUUGAGAACUGGAAGGGCCUUUACAAUAGCCUCGGCGGAUGGGUCCACGCUCGAAAAGCCCUGGAGAAAUGGGCAUUCCAGUGCGAGAAGAUGGCCGUAAAAUUCGUCUCAGGUCUGGGCGGUACUAUGGCCGGCCUCGAGCUCGAUACCUCCGGUUCAAUGACUGGAAUCCGUGUCGCUUCUGGUGAGGUCCUUCGUGCGGAUCACUACAUCCUCAGUACGGGCGCUGCAUCGCCACAACUACUGCCCGAGUUGUCGCAACAGCUAUGGUCGAAGUGCUGGACACUGGGACAUAUUCAGCUCACUGAUCAAGAAGCUGCUGAGUGGAAGGGAGUUCCUGUGAUUGAUAACUAUGAGCUUGGGUUCAUGUUUGAACCAGAUCCAGAUACCAAGCUAAUCAAGAUCUGUGACAACAAUCCUGGAUAUCAAUACCAAAAAGGCACCUUCGUCGAUGAGAAAGGUAACACGACUCACUACUCGAUUCCCCGGUACUCAAGCGAUCAUCCUCAAGAUGGCAUCCCCCAUGAAGCUGAAGUCGCCAUCAGAAAGUUCAUCAACACCGUCAUGCCCCAAUUCUCCGAUAGGCCCCUCCUAGAUGCACGAGUAUGCUGGUGUACCGAUUCACCCGAUGCACAUUGGCUCAUUGAUCGCCAUUCCAAACAUAAAGAUCUUCUUCUCGCAACAGGCGAUUCUGGGCACGCGUUCAAGAUGUUUCCGAUUAUUGGGAAGUACAUCGCUGAUGCGCUGGAAGGCCGUGAUACUGAAUUGAGGAAGGAGUGGGCUUAUGGAGGACGGGUUGCGAAACCGGCUUCGCAUCGACCUGAUACUGAGAUUAAGGACUUGAGAGAUGUUUUGGAUCUCAAGAAGGAAACGAGGCUGUGA
This is a messenger RNA of Fusarium subglutinans, 1299 nucleotides long. RefSeq names its product fructosyl amino acid oxidase. The transcript has 4 exons. Gene Ontology annotation, molecular function: flavin adenine dinucleotide binding; saccharopine oxidase activity; sarcosine oxidase activity. Bases 1 to 1299 code for a protein of 432 amino acids. Lineage: Eukaryota; Fungi; Ascomycota; Sordariomycetes; Hypocreales; Nectriaceae. The record is from RefSeq and is a predicted model, not a curated record.